Molecule: messenger RNA, 1809 nt
Organism: Neospora caninum
Lineage: Eukaryota; Apicomplexa; Conoidasida; Eucoccidiorida; Sarcocystidae
Product: Glucose-6-phosphate isomerase,related
Exons: 2
Coding region: 1-1809 (602 amino acids)
Biological process (GO): mitotic DNA damage checkpoint signaling; protein phosphorylation
Cellular component (GO): cytoplasm; nucleus
Molecular function (GO): ATP binding; protein serine/threonine kinase activity
Source: RefSeq, a predicted model, not a curated record
AUGGAGGGGCCUCACGCACGGACCUGUGCGGAAGGGGAAUCUGGAAGGCCGCUUUGCGCGGACGCGCUGAGGACUCCAGAGCUGACAGCUCCGGUGCCUCAACCCGAAGGCUGCUGCGCCCGACAAGCGCGUCUCCGCCUCCCCGGCUGCAUCUCCCGGUCGGCGGGUCCAGCGGCCGAGAAAGGCUUCGCCUCGCCGUUCAAAUGCUUCACGGACAUGUACUCGGGAUUUGCAGGCGUCUCGUCCACGUGCGGAACGCCUCAAGACGGCCGGAGUCCGUCAACCGUCAGUGGAGCCAGCACGUGGCGCAGCUUGUCGAGUUGUGAGGAAGACGAGAAUGAUGAGACAUCCCACGCGGGAACCGCGUCGACUCUGUCCCUUGGAACCGCCUCGGAGCCGUGCGCGUCGCCAGCUUCUGGAUUCAGCGUGGAGCCUGGCGACGGCCGAGGGGCGCUCUCGUGGCUCGAGUCGGUCUCCGCAGGUGACCAAGGCGCUGGGAGCUCCCCCAGCACGCGUUGCCCCAGUGAAGACCGCGACUGGUCGUGGAAACCAAGUGCCUUCUACGAGUUCGUCGCCGACAUCAGCACCCACUUCGUUCUUCUCGAGAAGCUCGGCGAGGGCAGUCAGGGCGUCGUGUACCGUUCUCAGCGCCUGAACCCGGCGAAUCCGCUCGCGAACGCCUCAGAGGACGGAGACGCGGAAGUCUGUCUGAAGUUCUUCCUAGAAGAGGCGUUGCCGCUGCCGAUCGUCGAGCGGCUCUGCCGGCUUCGCGUGCCGCACGUCGUUCGCCACCGCCGAGCCAUUCACGACUGUCGUGGGCAGUGGAUCGUGAUGGAUUUGGCGCGAGGCCCCGAACUCCUUGCCUUGAUCAGGCAGAAGCACCGGGAGAGUCCGGAGAGAAGCUGGAGACGGUGCGGAACAGGCGCGUGCAAGGACAGGCUGUGCGCGUGCGUCGAGCAGUCCAUCGCCGGCGCGCUCGACGAAGCAGCGUGCAGUCGAUACCUGCGUCAGAUGCUGACGGCGCUUGCAGGGCUGCACGCGGAGGGGCUCAUCCACGGCGACGUGAAAGCGGAAAACUUCAUUUUGGCGGAACCCCUGUGUGGCCAUGGCGGCCGCGGGGAAACCCCGGGUUUGCCCCCAGUCCUCUUGAGUGAUUUGGGAAGUGCAGUUCCUGUGGAAGCUGCGCAGGCUUCCCGGGAACGCCGCAAGGCCCCCGCGGGAGCCGGCACGCCAAUGUACAUGGCCCCAGAGCUGUUCACGAAAUCCGGCUACGACGGGAAAGUGGACGUCUGGGCGGCGGGAGUCGUCUUUGCCCUCCUCCUUACCGGGUGCACGCCGUUUGGGAAUACAGACGUCCUGAGCUUCCUUUGGCAGCGCUACUCGAGUCAGCAAAAAAGCGGCUGCGGGUUCAAAAGAACUGCCCACAGCGCCCGGACUCCACGCUCCGGGGCAGUGCUGGUAACGCGAUGUCCCCGCGAAAACGAAUGUUUCCCGGAUGCUGCCGACUGUGUGGCGCCGGUGCACACGAUGAACUCUGUGACGCUCGACUGCAUGGCGGUAUUGGCCAGCGACAUCGAAAGCGCUGCAGAUCUCGCUCCACUGCUCGAUCCGCUGAUUGAUGCGGAACUCAGCAGCGGCGAGACGUGGCGAAAUGUCUCCGGCGAGGCGAAACGCGUCGUUCGCAGCCUGCUUCGGGUGGAUCCUCGCGAGAGGCCUUCCGCGGCACACGCUCUCGCAGACCCAUGGCUGACGCAGCUGGAGACAGGCGGCGAGGCGCGCGGAUUCCAGCAGGGCGCUUCGAGAAACUAA